UAUUACCUUUAGACUUGCUCUGAGUUAAUAUGAAUCAUCUUAUGAAAAUUUGUGCUAAGCACAGCAGAGGUAAGUGCUAUAAUGUAUCGGCAUUCGAGUCUUAAGUGUUGCGUGAUUAACACAUACUUUCAGCUACAGAAAGAAUUAAAAAACUUUUUGCUGUGUUACUUGGAAUAUGGAGAGAGAUCAGUUUAUUAGAUUAUUGACUGCAUUGCUGAUAAUUAUGCUAGUUUUAUUUAGUCCGCUGCUACUAAUAUUCAUAAUUUUAUCAAAAAUCUGGGAAUGUAUCAUUUGCAAACCCACUAAGAGCAUCGCAAAUGAGGUGGCUGUGGUGACCGGGGCUGCAGGUGGAUUAGGUCGGGCUAUAGCACUGGAACUUGCCAAACGCGGUUGUCAUAUAGCCGUGGUGGAUGUUAACAUAGAAGGCGCUGAAGAAACUGUUAGACAAAUUCACGAGAUAUCCAGAGUAAAAGCUAUAGCUUAUAAGGUAAAUGUUACGAGUUUUGCUGAAAUAACUGAUCUUCAGAAAAGUGUUGAGCUUGAUCUUGGUUCGGUUACUAUUCUCAUCAACAAUGCGGGUAUUCUGUUGCACAGUAAACCUUUGGAUCCCGCUCCAGAAGAUGUGCAAAAGAUGAUCGAUGUCAAUUUGACAUCACACUUUUGGACGAAAUUUGCUUUUCUGCCCACAAUGAAGAAAUUGCGAAAGGGAAACAUUGUUACCAUCAGUUCUGUGGGAGGUCUAGUACCCUUGCCCUUUAAUACUGCUUACACUGCAUCGAAAUUUGGUGCCACCGGCCAUAUGAAGGCGUUGCGAAUGGAACUAGCUCUGGAAAAACAGCAUAACAUCCACGUCACCACGGUAAUGCCAUCGUUUCUGGACACUAACGAUGAGAUUUCUCAGAUGGUUCACGUAAUUAAGGCGAAUCGAGUGUAUCCCUUGAUUAAAGGGAAAGAGGCAGCUAAUCGCAUAGUUCGCGGAAUGCUCGCUGGGGAAAGGGAAAUAAAACUUCCCUAUUUUGUCGAUACCUUACAUCGCAUAUUGAACUUACUUCCUAUCAAAUGGCAGGAGGGACUGAUUCUCUUAACUACCUCAAAAAUAUUUCUUAAAUUUAAAAAAAACUUCGCGUAGUACAUAUAUUUGAAUGUUUGACUUCCAAAACUGUGCUUUUUUUUUGCUAGAAACACUAAUAAACUUAUUUGC
This is a messenger RNA of Drosophila nasuta, 1201 nucleotides long. Its product is annotated as estradiol 17-beta-dehydrogenase 11-like. The coding region runs from base 176 to 1129 and encodes 317 amino acids. The record is from RefSeq and is a predicted model, not a curated record. The transcript has 6 exons. Gene Ontology annotation, molecular function: oxidoreductase activity, acting on the CH-OH group of donors, NAD or NADP as acceptor. Gene Ontology annotation, cellular component: lipid droplet. Lineage: Eukaryota; Metazoa; Arthropoda; Insecta; Diptera; Drosophilidae.